CAUGCACACAGAAUGACAUGGUACUAGCACUAGAGAGCUCACUGGAGAGCUUGACCUGGCACCGCUGACUGAGCUGCAGGAUGGAUCUUUGAUAAUAUAGGAUAAGCAGUAUUUUGGUACGCUGGAGCAGACGAUGUGACGAUGAGAAGUCUGAGGUUGCUUUAAUUUUGAAAACAACUAAGAGCAUUGAAGCUGGACUAUUGAAAGAAAAACAGACAGAUGGAGAUGGAGACGAGCGCGAUGCCUCCAAAGGCCCCGAGGCCCACAGUAGAAGAAGACGAACUGGCCUCCCAGGUAUUGGAGAUCAUCGGUGGGAUCACUCUCGCGGCCCUCCAGAGCCUGGAGGAGCCUGGAGAAAGAGAUGUGUGGUUGAUGGAGGAAGGAGACGACUCCGUGUUCUACAGUGACGAGGACAUAACAGCAAACACAUCUCGUGGUUUUGGUGCCAACGAGUGCGAGCACCUAGUGGAUGAUCCGGGGGAAGAAUCCAUUAUUGACGAAGAAAUUGCGGAGUUGGAGAAGGACGUGACUCAGCAGGUCAUUCUGACUGAACGAGAAGAGGAACGGCAAAAGCUCCUGACACCAAAAACUGAACCUAUGGAUCAGUCAGAUCCAGGAGCACGGUCUGAUCUAACUCCAGAGAAGUUAGUGAGCACCUGUGGAGAGUCUCUAAACAUGCAAACACAGCAAAAUACAUCAGCAGGAAAAGCAAAUCUACCAGUUGAGAAAGAAGAAGUGAUACCAAACCUUGGACCCUUUAAUAAAGAGGGUCAUACAAGACUGAACAGGGAGGCAGACGUCCCAGAGCAGAACUCUAGUGCUGAUCUCCAGAUAUCACGUGACAGGUGGCAGCAUCAGGUGGAGCCACAACCGGACCACAACAUCCAUCAAAUCCCCAGACCAGUCUACUCCACUCUGCCUCUGCCCAAGAAAUCCUGUGACGGUGCCGCUGGACAGCAGGAAUCCUUCAACCACCUCUCCUCCUCCAAAUACAGCACCGUGUCCUACCGCAAGAUCCGCAGAGGCAACACCCGCCAGAAGAUAGACGACUUUGAGUACAUGAUCAUGAAGUUGUAAGAUGGUUUUAAUAAAUUUAAAAGGAACAGUGUGUAACAUUUAGGGGGGAUCUAUUGGCAGAAAUGGAAUAUAAUAUUAAUAAGUAUGUUUUCUUCAGUGUAUAAUCAACUGAAAAUAAGAAUCGUUGUGUUUUUGUUAGAUUAGAAUGAACUGUUUAUAUCUACAUAGGGAGCCGGUCCUCUUCAUGAAGUCAUCACGUCGGCCACCGUAGUUCUCCUACAUGCGUGGAACAUGAGAGAAAUUUCAAUUGGUUGCAAUCUGCAACCUCACCGCUAGAUGUCGCCAAAUCUUUACACACUGCUCCUUUAAACUGCAGGACAUGAUCCAUAACAAAACUGAUUUACAUAUUUAUUUGUUCUAAAAUGUACAUAGUAAUGAAAAUCUCUGACGUAACUCACCAGGUCACACAAGAUGAUCCAAAUGAAGAGUACUAUUUAUAUCUGUGGUGUAGUAUCUGAUUAUCAUAUCACAUAUCUAAGAUUGUACUUUAUGUUUUUCAUUUUGAUGGUUUCGGGAUGAAAACAUCUUGUUAUGUAAAGCAGGUAUUUGAGCAGCAGAUUACAUGAAUAAGACGCUCAUCCUACUGGCUAUAAUAACUAAGAUGUUGUUUGGUGUUAGAGUUUCAGUAUCUUAACCUAUAAUUAUGAGUGAUUAACUAAACAUACAUACUUAAAUGUCCUAAUGGGAUAAAAAAUAAUAAUAAAGAGAUACGUGCUAUUAAA
Molecule: messenger RNA, 1799 nt
Organism: Sebastes umbrosus (honeycomb rockfish)
Lineage: Eukaryota; Metazoa; Chordata; Actinopteri; Perciformes; Sebastidae
Exons: 2
Coding region: 220-1077 (285 amino acids)
Biological process (GO): actin filament organization; regulation of cell shape
Molecular function (GO): actin filament binding
Source: RefSeq, a predicted model, not a curated record